Messenger RNA from Astyanax mexicanus (Mexican tetra), 7392 nucleotides. RefSeq names its product alsin Rho guanine nucleotide exchange factor ALS2 b (gene als2b). Gene Ontology annotation, molecular function: guanyl-nucleotide exchange factor activity. The record is from RefSeq and is a predicted model, not a curated record. The transcript has 37 exons. Lineage: Eukaryota; Metazoa; Chordata; Actinopteri; Characiformes; Acestrorhamphidae. The coding region runs from base 258 to 5360 and encodes 1700 amino acids.
GCUAGGCUGCCACAGAAAGCGAAGUCGUAUCUGCCCCGCUGUGUUUGUCCCUUUUCUCACCCCGUCGAUGAAAGGCUACCAACAACAGCCCCGUUUAGUUUCGCCCCGCAGAUUUUACACACUUCACCCGUCCGGCGAGGAUCCGGCGGUCCCGCCUCGGUUUUACCUGGAUCGGCCGGCAGUCUGACGGGCUGGUCGUCCAACCACAGUCAUCAGCCAUGCUGGUUCACCUUCUGUGAUAUGGGGAACGCUUAGAGAUGGAGAAGCUGAAGAGCUCAGGUGAGGAGGAGAGCUCCGGGGAGCGAGGAGUGCUCCACACCUGGAGGGGCUACUCCUGCAGCGUCACCCCAGAGAAAGUGCUCCUCUCCCGGCCUGUGCUUCAGGCUGCCUUGGGGGCCAAACACGGGGUUCUGCUAGUAGAAGGAGGACAGGUGUACAGUUUUGGAGAACUGCCAUGGAAGCAGAACCAGCCUUCAUCUGGAACAACAGAGCCCUUGCUGGAGGCGGGGCUUAGCGAGCAGCAUGUUGUUUGCGUGGCGGCAGGUGCCUCUCACAGUGGGGCUGUGACCGAGGAUGGCGUGGUGCACAUGUGGGGGGACAACACCUACGGUCAGUGUGGCCUAUCAGGGCUUUCUGUUGUCCCUAACCCCACCCCUGUGGCCGUGGUGGACUGUGAGGCCACGCCUCCCCAGCCAAUCAGAGUCCUGGAGGUGGCGUGCGGGGAGCAGCACACGCUGGCCCUCUCAGCCCGGCACGAGGUGUGGUCCUGGGGCAGCGGCUGUCAGCUGGGCCUUCUGACCACUACGUUCCCAGUCUGGAAGCCGCAUAAGGUGGAGCACCUGGCUGGGAGGCAUGUGCUGCAGGUGGUUUGUGGAGCCUCUCACAGCCUGGCUCUGGUGCGCUGCCUGCCCCCUCCACAAGAGGCACGCAGGCUCCCUGUGGACAAAUGCGGCCAGUGCAACCAGUCGCUCUACACCAUGACUGACAAGGAGGACCACGUCAUCAUCUCAGACAGCCACUACUGCCCCUUAGGGGUGGAGCUCGAGGAUGGGGACAGUAAAUCAGGAUCAGAAGGCAGCUUAGGUCUUGGCAAAAUGAAGAGUUCCCCAUCUGAGCCAAUACUUUCUGCCUACACUCAAAGUCCUAAAUCUGUAAUCCCCUUAAGUUCCAGUCCUGGUGCUACUUCAGUUUCAGCACCUGCACCUGUCUCAGAAACCCAGGGCCAGACACCCAGAACUGAGUCCCAGCCUGUGUUGGCUGAUGGAGUGGUGUCUGGAGCAGCACCACAAUCACAAACGUCUGAGACGGACAGCACAGAAGCAAGAGCUUCAGCAGAGUUGACCGCAGCAGGGGCAAAAUGCUCUCCAUACCCAGACGAGCAGGCACUCAAAGACUACCUAAAGAGGCUUUCAGACCAGACCCUUGCUGAGCAAGCUUCUAAAAACCAAACAGCACAAUGCUCUCAGCCUCUUCCAGAGUCCUCGGAUGUUUUCAUCUCUGACCCCGCCACCCCUGUUGCCCAGUCUGUUACUCCUAUGGGGUCAGCUCUGAAUCACCUUGUGGUAUCAUGUGCAUCAGCUGUUGGGGAGAGAGUGGCAUCCACAUAUGAAGCUCUGUCUCUGAGGAAGGUCAUCAACUACUGGGGUCCCGGUGAGAGCCGUGAGCGUCCGGAGGAGAGGGUGCGCCAGGAGGAGCACCGGCAGGGAAAGAAGAGCUGCAGUCUGGGGGACAUCCGUGAGGAGGAGGCCGAGGGGCUCAGCCGCCGCCUCUCGCUCCCCGGCCUGCUCUCACAGGACAAAGCAGAGACGGAAGGGAAGGAGCCGUCUGUUCUUGCCACAGUUACAGUGUCCCCUCGUCUCCUGCGGAGGGUGAGUCGACCGCCCGUCCGGGCAGUGGCCCUCACACCGGUUGGUGUGGCCGAAUCAGACGCCCACCUGCCCUCCCUGCAGACGGAGGUGUGGAGCUGGGGUCGUGGUCAGGAGGGGCAGCUGGGACACGGAGAUUUACUGCCCAGAUUGCAGCCUCUCUGUAUUAAAAGUCUGAGUGGUAAAGAGGUGAUUAGAGUGGCAGCAGGUGCUCUCCACUCCCUUGCGCUGACCGCACAAUCAGAGGUCUACUCCUGGGGCAGUAACAGCUUCGGUCAGCUGGGACACAUGGAAUCACCCAGCACCAUCCCCCGCCUUGCCAAGUUGUCAGAUGGGAUCCGUGCGUGGGAUGUGGGGGCGGGUCAGCACCACACUCUCCUAUUGGCAGAUGGAGAUUGCUUCCAGCCAAUCCUGUACUACAGCGGUCAGCAGGUGAAAGAAGGGUCAGCCGAGUCGACGCAGGAGCAGACAGGGGGGUACACUCAGCAACCCGUGCUGCUGCCCUUCUGCAUGAACCUGGGUUAUGUGAGCAGUGUCUGUGCGGGUGGACAGAGCUGUGCGGCGCUGGCUGACCGUAACGUGAUGGGCUUUAUAGGCAGCCUUCAUGAGCUGGCAGCUGCCGAGAGGAAAUACUACUGUAAACUGACCAGCAUCAAGAGCGUCCUCCUCCAGCCUCUGCUCAAACUAGAAUCUUUAAGCUCUGCUCUGGGACCGGCCUGUACUGGACUUCUGCAAAAUCUGAUCAGUCGAUUUGGACGUCUGGCUCAGUUAACAGGUCAAAACUCUGCCUCCUUGACCUCGUUUCUGAGGCGCUCGCGUGAUGUCAGAGGCCUUGUUCUCCUUGAAAAUGCACAGCUGUUCCUGGACACGUAUUCUGAGUACUGUGCCAGUGUAGGCAACCUGCUGGUGAUGGGAGGCUUUCAGGCUCUCGUCAGACCUUGCCAGGAUGUGUUUGGGAAGGGAGCAGAGGUUGUGCAGAAGUUAUCUGAGGGUUGUGAAGAUGGGGCGAUGCUGGCUGACAUUCUGUCUCAUCUCUUUUACCUCCCUGUCCGUCAUCUCCACGAGUAUGGCCAUCUACUGCUUAAGCUAGCAACAUGCUAUGAGGUGAAUUCCAUGGACUAUCAGAAACUGCAGGAUGUCUGUUCCAAGUAUGAGUCGCUGGUUCUUCUUCUCAAGAGGAAGAGGAAGGAGGCCGAGUACACACUACACUUCUGGAAGAGCUUCCCUGGGAAGAUGACUGACUCGCUGCGUAAGCCGUCUCGCCGCUUGGUGUGUGAGAGCAGCAACAAAGCCCUGACCCUGCAGAACGCCGGGCGCUUCUCGGUCAACUGGUUCAUCCUCUUCAACGAUGCUCUCGUCCAUGCCCAAGGAAUGCUUCCCUGUAAGGGCCUUUUCUCCACUCAUCACGUCUUCCCAUUGGCCACUCUGUGGGUGGAGCCCGUAUCUGAGGAGAAUGCUGGCCUGUAUGGGCUAAAGGUGACCUCACCUGAGGAGAGCUUCACGCUGCUAGCUUCCUCACCAUCAGAAAAGGCUAAGUGGCUGCGCUCCAUAAAUCAGGCAGUAGAGCAGGCGCUGAGUGGAACAGGGAUGGACACUUCAGGGGCGGCGAUGAGAGCAGACCCACCCAUUUCUCGCACCGCCUCUUACACCUUCUACAAAGAUAGCAGGCUGAAGGAAGUCAUGUAUGAGGGACGCUGGCUGGCUGGCAAACCCAAUGGCAGGGGUGUGUUAAAAUGGCCAGAUGGGAGGAUGUACACUGGGACGUUUAAGAACGGUCUUGAGGACGGAUAUGGGGAUUAUAUUGUUCCUAACAAGAACCUUAACAAAAGUGACCAUUACCAAGGCCAUUGGAAGGACGGCAAAAUGCACGGCUUUGGGAACUUCAGGUAUGCCACAGGGGAACUGUAUGAGGGCUCAUUUCAGGAUAACAUGCGCCAUGGGCACGGCAUGCUGCGAAGCGGCAAGCUGAACUCCACCUCCCCCAGUGUCUUCAUCGGCCAAUGGCUGCACGACAAGAAGACUGGCUAUGGCGUUUUUGAUGACAUCACAAGAGGGGAGAAGUAUAUGGGAUUAUGGCAGGAGGAUCUGAGGCAGGGGAACGGAGUUAUCGUCACCCAGUUUGGUCUGUACUACGAGGGGGCCUUUAGCAAUAACAAGAUGAUGGGUACUGGUGUUUUGCUGUCAGAAGAUGACACUACCUUUGAAGGGGAUUUUUCAGAUGACUGGACUCUGAGUGGAAAGGGAACUUUGACCAUGCCUAACGGAGAUUACAUUGAGGGGUCCUUCAGUGGAGUCUGGGGCACUGGAUUAAAGAUCUCUGGAUCCUACUACAAACCCAACCUUUACGACUCAGACAAGGACAAGAACCGCACGCUUAAGCUGGGUCGGUUGGCAGUGCCUUCAGAGGAGAAGUGGAAGGCAGUGUUUGGAGAGUGCUGGAGCAGACUGGGCUGUGAAUCACCAGGGCAGGGAGACACCAGCACAGCCUGGGACAACAUCGCUAUAGCACUGACUACCAACAGGAGGCAGCAUAGAGACAGUCCUGAAUUGCUGAGUCGAUCCCAUAAUAAAACCCUGGAGAGUUUGGAGUUUAUUCCUCAGCAUGUCGGGCCGGUUACGCUGGAGAAAUACCACAUAAUUCGCCGCUACCUCAUUAAGGCAUGUGACACUCCUCUGCACCCUCUGGGUCGGCUGGUGGAGACGCUAGUUGCUGUUUACCGGAUGACGUAUGUGGGUGUUGGAGCGAACCGCAGGCUGCUGCAGCAGGCUGUUAAUGAGAUCAAAUCCUACCUCAGCCGCAUCUUCCAGAUCGUCAGGUUCCUCUUUCCUGAUCUUCCUGAAGAAGGGGGCUUGCUUGCUGAGGGUCCAAAUGAGAAGAAAGAAUCUGAAUCAUCUGGAAACAAAAUAGACUCUCCAAAACCAGGGCGUGUGGUCAGUAGUUCAGCUCUGCUCCUGCCCGUGUUGCUGCCGCGUCUGUACCCCCCUCUCUUCACGCUGUAUGCUCUGGAAAAGGAGAAAGAGGACGAUGUGUACUGGGAAUGUGUGCUGAGGCUCAACAAACAACCGGACCUCGCUCUCCUCGCCUUCCUCGGAGUGCAUCAAAAAUUUUGGCCUGUGACCAUGACGUUACAUGGAGAAAAGCAACAGGUCCUCUCCAGCACUAAAGAUGCCUGUUUUGCGUCGGCGGUGGAAACACUACAGCAGAUCAGCACAACAUUCACUCCCUCAGACAAGCUGCAGGUCAUCCAGCUGACCUUUGAGGAGAUCACCCAAGAAGUUCUAGCUUUGCUGAAACAAGACUUCCUUUGGUCCAUGGAUGAUCUGUUUCCUGUGUUCCUCUAUGUUGUGCUGCGUGCACGCAUAAGAAACCUGGGCUCAGAGGUCAGUCUGAUAGAGGACCUUAUGGACCCAUGUGUGCAGCAUGGAGAACAUGGCAUCAUGUUUACUACACUAAAGGCUUGCUAUUAUCAGAUUCAGCAUGAGAAGAUCACAUAAGGAACGAGCGCCUGGCCACUAACACAACAACUGACACAGGGACCAGCCAACCAGCAAGUUCAUAAGAGGGAUGAUCUUUGUUCUGACAAACCUGUGAUGAGCCUGAGCCUGAAACUGAACCCUGAUGUCAGAACCUGACGAGGCCACUGGAAGAAGAUUACUUAGAUUUUUUAAUCCUGACUUUCUUCCUCCUAUUCAGAGUACCACCCUGUUCCUAUUCCUUUUUGUGAUCCUGUUGUUGAUAGUUUUUUUUUUCCUCUGGAUGUUCUUUCAUGAAGAUACAGGUUCACCAUGUCUGAACCCUUGGCUCCAGACUGGUUCAGAAUGAAGGAAUUUUCUACAGGAGUUUUCUGUAACCUGAAAUGUUACAGAAAAAAAGGUUACAUUAUUUUGUGGUUUGGCAGUCCAAGUCAUUUUGUGUUUUUCUUUUUUGCACACAGAUUUUUAUAAAAAUAAUCAGGAUUUAACAGUAUUUGUCUGCAUUGCAAUACAGCAUCCAUAUCUUCAUAUCUGUGAAUGUGUGAACGUGCAUUCCACUGCCUAGAAGGUCCAAACUGACCUAGACCCGCUUUCUCGCUUUCAGAAAGCCCAAUCGUUGCUCAGUCGCCACUGAGAGCAGAUGUUUUAUAAAGCUGUAAAAGUCUACUGAUCCAGUGAAGAAUGUGAUGUGAGGUAAGAAGGAGUCAGAGACAGUGCUGCUAAUAACUCGGCCGGUGCAUGGAGUUUUGUCCUGCGUGUUUUCACAGAAUUAUUUUUGUUUUUUAACAGUGUGAAAAUUAUUAUUGAUUGCGUACGUGUCACAGCGUGGCCAGAUAUCAGUUGUCUGGAAAAGUGAAGUCUUAUCAAGUAUUUUGCUUAAUAUUGUUCAGAAAUAUUAUCAGUUUCACGCAAAAACCUUGUUCUUCUCCAAAAUGGCAACUUUACAGGAGAAAUAUUAUAUAUCUUUUAAGCAUUUCUAUUGGGUCCAUGCAUCGUGAAAUCUUUACACAAUAUAUUAACAACUGUCAGUAGAGCUGGGCGAAAAUUCUAUCACUUUGUUCUUCUAAAAUUUGGUCGAUACAAUAUAAUUCAGAUAUUAAUAUCAACAAUAUAAAAGCCACAAAACAUGCCAAGAAUACCUAAAACAUGCGUGUCUGUAACUUCAAUUUUCUUAAAAUAAUAAUAAUAUUAAUAAUACUUUUUCAUAUUCCAGUUCUUGUAGAGCACCUUGUAAUUAAUGUCAGUGACAGAUGCUAAAAAUAUAUAAUGUAUAUUAAAAUAUCAGAAAAGUGUUUUACAUAUCUCCCCAAAAUCAUUUUCUGUCACUAUAUAUUCAAAUUCAAUUCAUUUGUCCAGCUCUAACUGUCUGAUUAUAUAUUUUGUUAUUCAAAAAAUGAAAAAAACUUAAAAAAUGAAGGAAUAAAGUGUUUUUGCGUGACAGCGAUGAUAUCUUACUUGAAGAAACUUUGCUGCAGAACUGCAACUUUGUAAUAGUUUGUGCUGUUUCAUGUGUAAGUCAUCUUCACUUGAAAGGCCAAAUUAUGCUAGCUUGACAGGUCGACGGCUGUUUUGUCAUAUGAUGCAUAAUUUUAAAAUGUAAUUUUUCUGUUUGUUUUUUUGUAUUUUAAACCACAACUGUUUGUUACAGCAAUCCUAUGAAGCUGCGGUCGAUGGGUUUGCUUCUAACAGCACUGAUAAGCUGAUUUAAGCUAUUUAUCUUAUCGAUGUUUGGCUCGGGGGGGCUGAGGUACACUUAUGUGACUUAUGUUCUCCUGUCUGAUCAUUGAUUUGAUGUUUGUUUGUAAAGCAUUCAUUCAGUCAAUGCAUUCAUCAAUACCUCUUCCAGUGUUUCUAACCCAGUGUUUCCAGUGAUCUGACAGCUGAGUCAUUGUGAUUGUUGUUUUUAAUGGUUACAGUUUUUAUUUAUUUGAUGACGGGGUCCCAAUGCAGUGAUAAUCUCAGCAGUGUGGAUAAUCUUCUAAGAGUAAUAAACUUGCUGAUGACCAACAUGCUGGAAUGACCACUCACCUUAUGGAAUAAACUGUCAAAUCCA